AUGAGUAGUAGUGCAUCUCAGAUCUGCUACACGUUGGUGCACGAUAAUGCUCAGGACCAGUAUGGCGCUCAAGACCUCAGAGCAGCUCUCGAGAAGGGUACCGAUGAGGUCAAACUUGAGACCCUCAGACGCAUCAUCGUCUCCACUUUGAACGGAAACUCUCAACCGACUCUAUUGAUGCCGAUCAUUCAAUUCGUCUUACCAACCCGCAACAAACAAAUCAAAAAAAUGCUCCACUUCUACUGGGAAGUAUGUCCAAAAUACGACGAAUCAGGAAAACUGAAGCAAGAAAUGAUCUUGGUCUGUAACGCAAUUCGGAAUGAUCUUCAGCAUCCUAACGAAUACAUUCGUGGGGCCACCCUUCGUUUCGUCCAAAAACUACGCGAACCAGAACUGUUAGAACCGCUAGUCCCAACGAUCCGGACUUGUCUGGAACACCGCCACUCUUUUGUUAGAAAGAACGCCGUCUUCGCGGUUUACUCGAUCUACCAGGCUUUUGAUUAUUUGAUCCCUGAUGCUCCGGAGCUGGUCCAAACCUUUCUCACUGCCGAAUCAGAUUUAACCUGUAAACGCAAUGCCUUCAUCAUGCUCGUCAAUACUAGUCCAGUCCGGGCCAUCGAAUACUUGGUCCAAGUCUACGAACAAAUAUCCUCAAUGGAUGGAUUGAUGCAACAAGCUGUCAUCGAACUCAUCCGAAAAGAUCGUGAAGGCAAAGGGGAGGGCGGUAAGGAAGAAUUAAAAGUGAUUGUCGGUGGAAUGAAGGUCCGAUACAUCCGAAUCAUUUCUGAUUUGCUAGAAUCCUCCUCGCAUUCUGUCAAGUACGAGGCAGCGAUGACUCUGACAACACUUACUCAAAAUCCAGCCGCUGUCAAGGCAGCUGCAGCCUGCUUUAUAGAUUUGAUCGUCAAAGAAAGCGACAACAAUGUCAAGAUGAUUGUUCUUGAUCGGGUAGAAGCUCUUCGCAGCAAGCAUGAACAUGUCUUGGAUGAUAUGGUCAUGGAUCUUCUCCGCGUUCUUUCUUCGCCUGACAUGGACUUGCGCAGGAAAGCAACCAAUUUGGCCUUAGAUAUGGUCAGCAGCCGCAACGUGGAGGACGUUGUCCUUUUUUUCAAGAAGGAAUUAAUCAAAACAUUGAGUGAAACAUUUGAAAAGAACGCCGAGUAUCGACAGUUGUUAAUUCAAUCGAUACACACAUGCGCCAUUAAAUUUUCGGAAGUUGCCUCGAAUGUUGUCCAUGUAUUGAUGGAAUUUUUGGGAGACUCUAACAAUUCUGCUGCCGUGGACGUGAUUGCAUUUGUCCGAGAGGUUGUUGAGAAAUUUCCGGACCUUCGAUCUUCCAUUAUCAAAAAACUCCUGCAAACCUUUGGAGAUAUUAAAAGCGGAAAAGUGUUCAGGGGUGCCCUUUGGAUCGUGGGUGAAUAUUGCACGACCGAAGAAGACAUGCUCGAAACUAUGCAACAGAUCCGUACGGUCAUCGGCGAAGUUCCAAUUCUCGCCUCGGAGCAACGUCUGCUGGAUGCCGCCGAAGCAGAAGCAGAAGCAGAAGCCCAGGGUGAUGACAGCGGGAAUUCGAAACCAGUCCAGACCACUACGACAAAGGUUCUCGCAGAUGGUACCUACGCAACAGAGACCAGCUUCUCCGUUACUGCCUCUGCUAGUCUUAGCAAGGUCAAAGCCCAAUCCAAGCCUCCUCUGCGUGCCCUGAUUCUCGGUGGAGAUUUCUACACUGGUUCAGUCCUGGCAUCGGCGCUCACGAAACUAGUCCUCCGCUUCGUGGGACUCUCUCAAAACAGUAGUCUGAUUAACGAACUAAGAGCCGAAGCUAUGUUGAUGAUGACCUCUGUGAUUCGUGUCGGUCAAUCUCAGUUUGUUUCUGUACCGAUCGACGAAGACUCCGUCGAACGCAUCACGACUUGUCUUCAAGCUCUCGCAGAAGUAUCCCAAUCAAAGACGAUCGAAGACAUCUUCCUUCACGACACUCAAGCUGCUUACACUCAGAUGAUCGCUCAUGUGGAAAAGAAAGCGGCAGAGAAACGUGGCAAGGAUAAGAAAAGUGUCGCGGUUCAGCCCGAUGAUUUAAUCACCUUUCGCCUAUUUGCUAAGAAAGGCGACGGCUAUGUUGAUGACUAUGAAGCCGACUUGACCCAAGCUACCGGAAAUCUCGAUACUGCGAAUGACUUUCUAUCCAAAUUGAGCAGAAUUGUUCAAUUGACUGGGUUUUCCGAUCCUGUUUAUGCUGAGGCCUACGUCAACGUCAACCAAUUCGACAUAAUGUUGGAUGUUCUGAUCGUGAAUCAAACUCCAGAAACCUUACAAAACUUGACGGUCGAGUUUGCCACGCUGGGGGAUCUGAAACUAGUCGAACGGCCUAUCCCACACACAUUAGGGCCGAUGAGUUUCCAAAGCAUCAAAGCUACGAUCAAGGUAUCCUCGACUGAGACUGGUGUGAUCUUCGGAAACAUUUUUUACGAUGGACCCGCCACUUCGGACGGUCAUUGCGUGGUCCUAAACGAUAUUCAUAUCGACAUCCUGGAUUACAUCAAGCCUGCCUUCUGCAAUGAGAACCAAUUCAGGUCUAUGUGGACUGAGUUCGAAUGGGAGAACAAAGUGAACGUCAAUACUUCAAUUGAUGAUUUAAGAACAUAUUUGGAUCAUAUUAUGGCUGCCACAAAUAUGUCUUGUUUGACACCGGAUGCAGCUCUAUCGGGAGAUUGUGGCUUCUUAUCUGCCAACAUGUAUGCCCGAAGCUUGUUUGGUGAAGACGCAUUGGCCAAUUUGAGUAUCGAGAAGGCUGAUGGAGUCCUUCAAGGGCAUGUUAGAAUCCGAAGUAAAACACAAGGCAUCGCCUUGUCUCUGGGUGAUAAAAUCACUUUACUGCAAAGCAAAAAAGCCACUGCUGCUGUCCCCACCCAUUGA
This is a messenger RNA of Puccinia triticina, 2916 nucleotides long. RefSeq lists its product as uncharacterized. The transcript is spliced from 10 exons. Gene Ontology annotation, molecular function: structural molecule activity. The record is from RefSeq and is a predicted model, not a curated record. Lineage: Eukaryota; Fungi; Basidiomycota; Pucciniomycetes; Pucciniales; Pucciniaceae. Gene Ontology annotation, cellular component: cytoplasm; COPI vesicle coat. The coding region runs from base 1 to 2916 and encodes 971 amino acids. Gene Ontology annotation, biological process: endoplasmic reticulum to Golgi vesicle-mediated transport; intracellular protein transport; intra-Golgi vesicle-mediated transport.